UCCAUUUCAGUCAUUCUCUGGAACAACAACAAAAAACCUUCGCAACUUCUCCUUCUCCGGCGAUGGCGACCAUCGGAAACAACCACCUCAACGCCAAGCUCGUGCUUCUUGGUGACAUGGGAACCGGCAAGUCUAGUCUCGUCCUUCGCUUCGUCAAGGGCCAAUUCCUUGAAUUCCAGGAGUCGACAAUCAGGGCGGCUUUCUUCUCGCAGACGCUCGCCGUGAGUGAUGCCACAGUGAAGCUUGAGAUCUGGGACACCGCCGGGCAGGAACGAUACCAUAGUCUCGCUCCCAUGUAUUAUCGCGGUGCCGCCGCCGCCAUCAUUGUCUACGAUAUCACCAGCACUGAAUCGUUUGAGCGAGCGAAAAAAUGGGUCUUGGAGCUCCAGAAGCAAGGCAAUCCAAACAUGGUGACGGCUUUAGCUGGAAAUAAGGUGGAUUUGCAAGAUAAAAGAAAGGUCACAACUGAGGAAGCACGCUCAUAUGCUGAUGAGAAUGGUCUUUUUUUCAUGGAAACAUCUGCCAAGACUACUGUCAAUGUGAAUGACAUUUUUGUUGAAAUAGCAAGAAGGUUACCGCGUGCCCAACCAGCUCAGAACCCCUCUGGGAUGGUCCUUGCCAAUAGACCUGCAGAGCAAGUGCAGACUUCUGCAUGCUGUUCUUAGGUUGUUGGCCUUCAAAUGCUUGCUUACUCUCCUACUUCCAUGUGAUGCAAGUGAAAGAAUAUGAAACCAUUGAAUGGGAGCUUGCUUUCAGGUUGGCAAAUUGGUUUGCAUUUGGAAAUAUCACUUGUGUUCAAGUUGUCCAUCUUUGUUGAUCCUGUAAAUGUUCAAAUGUUAUGCUGUGAAAUAUAAAUAUAAUUACUGUCCAUGAAAGCUGUCAGAAUUUCUCUUGUUUAUUUGUUUAAAUUUAUGUAUUAAUCAGAGAGAUUUAUGUAAUUUCAGUGUUUGAA
Messenger RNA from Dioscorea cayenensis subsp. rotundata (Guinea yam), 952 nucleotides. RefSeq names its product ras-related protein Rab5-like. Lineage: Eukaryota; Viridiplantae; Streptophyta; Magnoliopsida; Dioscoreales; Dioscoreaceae. Gene Ontology annotation, molecular function: GTPase activity; GTP binding. The coding region runs from base 63 to 665 and encodes 200 amino acids. The transcript is spliced from 8 exons. The record is from RefSeq and is a predicted model, not a curated record.